Messenger RNA from Anguilla anguilla (European eel), 2468 nucleotides. RefSeq names its product guanine nucleotide binding protein (G protein), alpha activating activity polypeptide, olfactory type (gene gnal). The record is from RefSeq and is a predicted model, not a curated record. Gene Ontology annotation, biological process: adenylate cyclase-modulating G protein-coupled receptor signaling pathway. Gene Ontology annotation, molecular function: GTPase activity; G-protein beta/gamma-subunit complex binding; GTP binding. NCBI's taxonomy places the organism in Eukaryota, Metazoa, Chordata, Actinopteri, Anguilliformes, Anguillidae. Gene Ontology annotation, cellular component: heterotrimeric G-protein complex. The coding region runs from base 688 to 1827 and encodes 379 amino acids. The transcript is spliced from 12 exons.
UCCAGUCCAGUUAUUUCCACCAGGAACUUUAUUCCACGGGUGCGGUUGUUACCUAAAUUCGGUCGAAUAGAAGCAGAGAGACUUGUGUAUUGUUUACGACUGUAUCUUCCCCUAAUAUAAGAUGUAUUUAUUUAUUUUUAAUUAUUGAGCUGUUUUGUGUUGUCUGAGUGGCGUUUCUUUCGCUUAUUUUCAAGACCAACAAGAUUAACGUAGCAUAUUUACGUAGCCUAUAGCAAUUAUCUACUAGCCUGCUGAAAUGAAAUACUUAAUUGUCUAAACAAGAAAGGUGACACUAAAGGAAGGUUCGCCGCUUUAGUCAACGGCAGAUUCAUAUAUGGCUGAACGCCCAGCCUGCAACUUUGAUAGUUAGUGUUGUGCCCUUUAUAAUUACAAAUUUAGGCUGGGAUGUUGGAAACUUCGCUGGAUGCAAGAGGCAGAUUAUAUUAUGGUAGCCUAUUUGUCUCGCACAUGAACUAUAGGCUAUCAAAAGUGAUUGUAGGUGUAGGUUAUAAGAGAUUUUUCUCUUUCGGUUCAGUUAUUUCCUGGUGCUGCAGAAAGAGGCAGUGCUGAGUUGAAGAGACCGAAAUACAGAUUUUUUGCACCGUUUUCUUCAUUUUAUUUUGAAAUCGAGCCACUUAUUUUGUUAUUCGUUUACACUUUCAAUCCAAGAAAACAGUUUAGCGGAAGAUGGGUUGUUUAGGAAACAGCAAAACAGAAGAUCAACGUAUCGACGAAAAGGCACAGCGAGAAGCGAAUAAAAAAAUAGAAAAACAGUUGCAAAAAGAAAGACUAGCGUAUAAAGCCACACAUCGACUUCUUUUACUGGGGGCUGGGGAGUCCGGAAAGAGCACGAUUGUCAAGCAGAUGAGGAUCCUUCACGUCAAUGGUUUUAAUACAGAAGAAAAGAAAAUGAAAAUUCAGGACAUCCGGAAAAAUGUGAAGGAUGCCAUAGCGACUAUAGUUUCAGCGAUGAGCACUUUAAUACCCCCGGUUCCAUUAGCCAAUCCAGAGAACCAGUUCAGAAUAGAAUACAUCAGAAGUAUUGCACCUUACUCAGACUUUGACUACACACAGGAAUUCUUCGACCAUGCAAAGAAGCUGUGGGACGACGAAGGGGUGAAGGCCUGCUUUGAGCGCUCCAACGAGUACCAGCUCAUUGACUGUGCGCAGUACUUUUUGGACAGAAUUGACUUAGUAAGACAGAAUGACUACACGCCAACAGACCAGGACCUGCUUCGCUGCAGAGUGUUGACUUCAGGGAUUUUUGAAACGCGUUUUCAAGUGGACAAAGUGAAUUUUCAUAUGUUUGAUGUUGGUGGCCAGAGGGAUGAGAGGAAAAAGUGGAUCCAGUGUUUUAAUGAUGUCACGGCUAUCAUCUUUGUCGUUGCGAGCAGCAGCUACAACAUGGUAAUAAGGGAGGACAACGACACAAACAGGCUACGGGAAGCGCUGGACCUCUUCAGCAAAAUCUGGAACAACAGGUUUUUACGGACCAUUUCGGUCAUCUUGUUCUUGAACAAGCAGGACAUGCUGGCUGAGAAGGUGUUAGCAGGGAAAUCCAAAAUUGAAGACUACUUUCCUGAAUAUGCUCGUUACACCAUACCAACUGAAGCAACUCCUGAGCCUGGAGAAGACCCAAAAGUGACAAGGGCAAAGUUUUUCAUCAGAGAUGAAUUCCUUAGGAUCUGCACAGCCAGCGGAGACGGCGGCCACUACUGCUACCCCCACUUCACCUGUGCCGUGGACACAGAGAACAUCCGCCGCGUCUUCAAAGACUGCCGGGACAUCAUCCAGAGGAUGCACCUGCGCAUUUACGAGCUCUUGUGAUGAGGGGGGCGGCCUGUGCCCUGCCGACCUGGCCCCCCACUCCCCAGAACAGCCUCCAGCGCUGAGACAGCGCGUACUACUGAUGUGCAUCAGUGGAUUCCGCCAUUACUUAGUCUUUUUUUAUUUAAAGCCAUUCUCUACUCCAUUUUAUCUUUAAUGUGAGGAGGGGACGGAAGCAAGACAAGUGCUUCACUAUUCCUUUAUCAUGCCUUUUUACGUCAUUCCAUUAAGCCUGUGGCUACCUCUGUUUUUUGUAAUCUCUGUUUUCGUUUCACUCUAUGCCAUUGCCGUCGUUGUCGGACCUGGACUUUGCCAGCGAGCGGACGAGCUGGAGGAGGGUCCGUCUGGCGGACGGCGCUCGCGUGGGGCCCAGCCCUACCUGGCGACCCGCCUCCGCACAGGGCCUCUGAUUUUUAUUGUUUUCAACACUGAAGAGUACUUGAUUGGGGGGUGUUGGGGGAAAAAGACGAAGAUGAAAUGCACUUUUGCAUCAGGUUUCUUAAAACCGGUGAGGAAGUGUACACACGAUGUAGCACCACUGUAUUUAUUACCAUCACGGUUUUUUAGCGUUCCGAGUUGCGGGUCGACUGAGAAGAUCCUGACUUCCUCUACAGGGCGCGGAUGUAGAGGAGGGCGGUUGG